AUGAAAAAGAAGCAUUUGGAGUCGUUCUUGUCUGCAAUUGAAACAUUUCAAAAUCCUAAAGUACGUCUAGAGCAGUAUUCAACUGGUAUUGAACUCGCAGAAGCAAUUCUAAGCUCAAUAUACGACGAAGAAUGCAUUGAUAACUGCGCAGUGGCAGAUUUGGGUUGCGGUUGUGGUAUAUUACUGCUAGGAGCAGUCAAGCUUGGUGCGAGAUACGGUGUAGGUGUUGAAAUUGAUGAAGAAGCUAUCAAAAUUUGCCGUAAUAAUUUGAAGCAUUGUCAACUGGAAAAUUGUGUGGAUAUAAUUUGUCUAGAUGUAACGAAAAAUAUCACCGCUUUGAUGCCUGUGUUCGAUACUGUUAUAAUGAAUCCGCCAUUUGGUACUAAAAAUAAUGCAGGUUUUGAUUUCGCUGUAAAUUUAGGAAUAGAUCUGCAGUUUGUCGAAGCUGGUUUUUCGCUUUUAAAGCAAGGCGGAAAACUUUUCUCUCUACACAAAAGCAGCACGAGACAUCACAUUAAAAAAUUUGCUGAUCGAAAAAAAAAGAGAGGUAUUAGUGGCGAGUGUAUCGCAGAACUUGUAUGGGAUUUACCUGCUACAUAUGUCUACCAUAAACGACAAUCGGUCGAUAUUCAAGUUGAUUUGUGGAGAUUUUCUGUAGAUUCUGAAGCUUCUGCAACUUAG
This is a messenger RNA of Thelazia callipaeda (thelaziosis nematode), 681 nucleotides long. The record is from the annotation of a GenBank genome assembly. Lineage: Eukaryota; Metazoa; Nematoda; Chromadorea; Rhabditida; Thelaziidae.